This is a messenger RNA of Emiliania huxleyi CCMP1516, 817 nucleotides long. RefSeq lists its product as hypothetical. The coding region runs from base 8 to 553 and encodes 181 amino acids. The record is from RefSeq and is a predicted model, not a curated record. The transcript has a single exon. NCBI's taxonomy places the organism in Eukaryota, Haptophyta, Isochrysidales, Noelaerhabdaceae.
UCUGCGCAUGCCAUCGCGGCGUCCGAGCGACACGCGUCGCCGCAUCGCCCUAUCCGACGCCAAGAAGCCGGCGGCGCAGCACGCAGACAAUCAGGACCUCGUCGACGUCUUCUGGGUCCUCGCGGAUGCCACCUUCAAGGCGGAGCCGGAAAACGCUGGCACCAAGGGCUCGGCUUACCGCAAGGCGGCGCAGGCGUUUGCUGCCUGCCCGUUUGCCGUCACUAAUUCAUCGGUCGACCUCAAGAAGAAGAAGCUGCCCAACGUCGGCAAGGCGUCGGUGGAGAAGAUGGCAGCCUUCCGGGCGACUGGCUCUAUCCCCAAGCUGGUGGCGUAUCAGGCAGUACUAGACAAGGAUUUUGAGGAUGAUGGCAGCGGUGGUGGCGGCAGUGGCGGAGGCGGCUCCGGCGACGGCGACAGCUCUGGCGGCGGCGGCGGCGGCGGCGGCGAUGGUGGUGGCGGCGGCGGCGGCGGCAGUUGCAGCGGCAGCGGCAGCGGCAGCGGCGACAAUGCAGAAGCGGGCAGCAGAAAGCGGCGUAAGGUGGGAACUGGGUGAACUGCAUCUGCGGCUCUAUGUGUGUGGUAUAGCCCUCACCCCUCACCUGUUCAGCGCGCCCCACCUCGAGGCGCGAGCAGAUCGCGGUAACAUACGGACGGAGCUAACAGCUAAGUGCCUCUCCGUCCUCGCAGGAGUCAGCAUAGGCGGCUGGACGUGGUGUACCUGUGUAAGUGCCAGUGCGCGCCAGUCCCGUGCGGCCCAGUGUUGUGCGAGAGAGUGUCGUAACAUUCUUGUGAGCAUGAAAUUCUUCCUCUAUUACAC